Malania oleifera is the source of this 645-nucleotide messenger RNA. RefSeq lists its product as uncharacterized. NCBI's taxonomy places the organism in Eukaryota, Viridiplantae, Streptophyta, Magnoliopsida, Santalales, Ximeniaceae. The transcript has a single exon. The record is from RefSeq and is a predicted model, not a curated record. The coding region runs from base 1 to 645 and encodes 214 amino acids.
AUGAACCUUUUGGCUUUCGUAGGAGAACCUGAUCUAGUGGAUGUAGAGAAUUGGGUACAGGAGAUAGAGGAGAUCAUGACUAUGCUCGACUGCAUGGACGAGCCAAAGGUUUGUUAUAUCGCAUUUAAGAUGACCAAAGAUGCAAAACGCUGGUGGCUUUCUAUGAAGCUACUAAAAGAGCAGAGGGUAGAAAAGAUAACACCGACCUGGGAGCGAUUCAAAGAGCUGUUCUUUAAUAGGUAUUUUCCCUUUUCUAUCAAAAAGGAAAAGAUUGAAGAGUUUACUAACCAGACCAAGGGGAAUAUGACCGUUAGGGAGUAUGCAACGAAAUUUGUCGAGCUAUCUUGCUUCACAUUGUUCUUGAUCCCGAACGAGCCAAGAGAGGUUAGGAAAUUUGAAAAAGGUCUGAGAUGCAGAAUUUAUGAGCUUGUAGUAGGGUUCCAGGUGCAAAAUUUUUCAUACUUGGUAGAUAAAGCUAUGGUGCUGAAGAAAAGCAUUCAGGGUAGUAGAGAGCCUACAGAGCAGAAGAAGAGGCCUGCACCAUCUAGUUUUCAAGUUGAGGUCAGUCAGGGAUCAGGGAAUAAAGUGAAAGAUGCAGUGGGCUUGAGACAAGAGACAGAAGAUCAGGGUUAUCCUGGUUAUUAG